This is a messenger RNA of Tripterygium wilfordii, 2820 nucleotides long. Its product is annotated as protein IMPAIRED IN BABA-INDUCED STERILITY 1-like. NCBI's taxonomy places the organism in Eukaryota, Viridiplantae, Streptophyta, Magnoliopsida, Celastrales, Celastraceae. Gene Ontology annotation, biological process: protein phosphorylation; positive regulation of transcription elongation by RNA polymerase II. Gene Ontology annotation, molecular function: RNA polymerase II CTD heptapeptide repeat kinase activity; ATP binding; cyclin-dependent protein serine/threonine kinase activity. Gene Ontology annotation, cellular component: nucleus; cyclin-dependent protein kinase holoenzyme complex. The transcript has 9 exons. The record is from RefSeq and is a predicted model, not a curated record. The coding region runs from base 111 to 2153 and encodes 680 amino acids.
CACACUCCUCGGAUCCUCCACUGACCCGGUCCACUCUGUAACCGGGUUCGGGUCGACUGGACUCCUCUUCUCUCUCACUUUCUAGGCUGCCUGCUUCUCUCCGGUUCUUGAUGGGUUGCGUCAGCUCGAAGCAGGCCGUAUCGGUGACCCCAGCAAACGAUCACUCGGGUGGGUUUCCUGGGCGGGUCGGGUUGGAGUGCGAGAAGGAAAAGGGGAGCUUCGGGAAGAAGAAAGUGGGUGGCGAUUUGGGGUAUAAUAGGGAGUUGAGUGAGUCGGGGAGGGCGAGUUCGCGGGUUGAUUCGUUAAGUUUUAGGUUGGGGAACCUGAACAAAUACAUUGUUGGAGAGCAAGUUGCCGCUGGAUGGCCGGAAUGGCUUACCGCCGUCGCUGGUGAAGCGAUUCAGGGUUGGGUGCCCCUGCGUCCGGAAGCCUUUGAAAUAUUGGAGAAGAUUGGACAAGGUACGUAUAGCAGUGUGUUCCGAGCACGUGAACUUGAAACUGGGAAAAUUGUUGCUCUGAAAAAGGUUCGAUUUGAUAAUUAUGAUCGUGAGAGUGUUCGCUUUAUGGCGAGAGAGAUAAUGAUUCUUCGUAGGCUUGAUCACCCAAACAUCAUAAAACUGGAAGGUUUGAUAACAUCCCAGUUAUCGGGCAGCGUAUACCUUGUAUUUGAGUACAUGGAACAUGAUAUUACUGGACUUUUGUCUUGCCCUGAUGUGAAGUUCAGCGAGUCACAGAUCAAAUGCUACAUGAAGCAGUUGUUAGCUGGAAUUGAGCACUGUCAUUCACGGGGUGUAAUGCAUCGGGAUAUCAAAGGAUCAAAUCUUUUGGUAAAUAAUGAAGGAAUUCUGAAAGUGGCUGACUUUGGAUUGGCAAACUUCUGUACUUCUGGGCAACGGCAGCCAUUAACCAGUCGUGUUGUAACUUUAUGGUAUCGUCCUCCUGAACUUUUGCUGGGAUCAACUGAUUAUGGAGCAUCUGUGGAUAUUUGGAGUGUUGGUUGUGUGUUUGGGGAACUUCUUUUCGAAAAACCAAUCCUUCAAGGGAGAACAGAGGUUGAACAAUUACAUAAAAUUUUCAAGCUUUGUGGUUCCCCACCCGAGGAAUACUGGAAAAGGUCCAAACUUCCUCAUGCUACCCUAUUCAAACCACAGCAACCUUAUAGUAGUCGUCUUCGGGAGGCCUUUAAGGAUUUGCCAGCAACUGCUGUGAACUUGGUGGAAACUUUCCUUUCUGUGGAGCCAUACAAGCGUGGGAGUGCCUCCUCUGCUCUUGCAUCCGAGUAUUUCACGACAAAGCCUUAUGCAUGUGAUCCCUCAAGCUUGCCAAAAUACCCAGCCAGCAAGGAGAUUGAUGCGAAAAACCGUGAGGAGGCAAAUAGGAAAAGGAUCAGUGGUAGAGUUCGUGGCCCUGAAACAAGAAAGCCAACAAGAAAAUCUUAUGGAUCCAUUAAAUUGGCACCAGCUGAGAAUGUGGCAGGUCAGGUGCUAGAUACAAAACAGAUUAACCGUACUAAGGUAGAUAUCACAAAAGGAGAUGUCUUCUUACGUAGGGAGGUGCGAAAGCCAUCUUGUGAUAAAUUGGAAGAGGUAACCCAUGCUAAAAAUGCGUCUCAAGGAGAUGUUCCAUUUUCAGGCCCAUUACAAGUUUCCACAUCUAGUGGCUUUGCAUGGGCAAGAAGGCGAAGAGACGAAGUAUCUGUGAGAUCCCACAGCAGAUCUAUUUCUAGAGGUCACAUAAGUAACACAUUAGAUCCUUCUGCCGCAUCAAAUGAAAAAAAUGGUUUUGACUCAAAGAGGCGCGAGAAUGCUGAUGUUAUAUAUGGGUCCCGCACCAACUCAAGAGACCGUGAUUCUUACGAGGCUACCAAGCGUGCUUUGCUUAAGCAGUGGAGCGAAUUUGAGCGUCCAGACUCCUUUGAUGCUUCUGAUGGAUACCACUCUCAGGAACUAUCGUUGGCGCUAUAUCAGAAAGAGGAAAUGGCAUCAAAAAGAGGUUACUCGAAUUUUCAAGAUCAAGGGGACAAGGUUGAAUUUUCAGGUCCCUUGUUAUCUCAAUCACAUAGAGUUGAUGAACUCUUAGAAAGACAUGAGCGUCACAUUCGUCAGACAGUUAGAAAGUCAUGGUUCCAAAAAGGUAAGAAACAAGGAAGGUAAUUGUCAGAUAUAUCAGUCCUUUUCAGGGCAGUCGGAAUACUGUCCAAUGGAUCGAGGAGAGACAAUCUCAGACUAGUUAGGUGUAGAUCAAGCUAGAAGAGCAAGAGCAUCAUUGGACCGACAACCGAACAUUAAGAAUUCUACUCGAAUUCUGGAAGAUAGAAUCGUUAUGGUCUCUCUUACAAAGCCAUUUGGGCUGGAGAAUGAUUUGGUUAGGGUUUUCCAAAGAAAAUCAGAUGAACAUAAGGGAGGAGAUAUAUUUUGAUGAAACAGCAAUAUAAUCCAAUCGAGAAAGCCACAAAGAAAGAAAGAGAGAAGAAUAGGGCAUCGAGGGCUGGCGACGGGUCUCUCCUCUGGAGCAAUGGCCUUUCAGUUUAACUUUGUCGUCUUAAACUCCCCUUCAAUUCUCUUUUAGUUUCUGGUGAAUUGCUGCAUCACUUUCAGCAAUGAAUGGUAGUAGAUGUUCAUUGUUUAAAAGGCUUGGAACAUCGUUCUCCUCUCUUUUUGUGUGGCUUUUACGUUUGAGAUCUCUUGCUCUCUCUUUGAUUCUGUAAACUGUGUUAAAGCUCCAUUCUUAAAAGCUCCAUGACAGAACAGUUAGAGAGCGAUAAUACAAAUCCCAUUCUUUUGUUCCAAGUAAAAGGAAGAUCGAUGGACUUGAAUCCAA